Messenger RNA from Lacerta agilis (Sand lizard), 2409 nucleotides. Its product is annotated as vomeronasal type-2 receptor 26-like. The record is from RefSeq and is a predicted model, not a curated record. The coding region runs from base 1 to 2409 and encodes 802 amino acids. The transcript is spliced from 5 exons. Lineage: Eukaryota; Metazoa; Chordata; Lepidosauria; Squamata; Lacertidae. Gene Ontology annotation, molecular function: G protein-coupled receptor activity. Gene Ontology annotation, cellular component: membrane. Gene Ontology annotation, biological process: G protein-coupled receptor signaling pathway.
AUGGUGCCAAAAUUCUAUCAGCACGUCCUUGUGUUGGCAUUUGCUGUGAAAGAAGUCAAUGAGAAUCCCAACAUCUUGCCCAAUAUCACACUUGGCUUCCACAUCUAUGACAGCUAUUAUGAUGCAAGGAUGACCUAUCGUACGACUCUAGACCUCCUCUUCAAAAUGAGGACAUUUGUCCCCAACUACAAAUGUGACACUCAGAAAACCCUCAUAUCCACCAUUGGGGGUCUUGGCCAUGAUACCACCUUCCAUAUGGCAGACGCAUUAGGUCUGUAUAAGAUUCCACAGUUUUCAUAUGGUUCAUUUCCUGCAGUGGAGAGUGAUACAAGACGGGUUCCUUCCUUUUACCGCAUGGUUCCCAAUGAAUCCCACCAGUUUGUGGGGAUUAUCCAUUUGCUUAAACAUUUUGAAUGGACGUGGAUUGGACUCUUGGCUCUGAAUGAUAACAGUGGAGAACAUUUCUUGCAGAUUCUGGAGCCAUUGCUUUCUCAAAAUGGAAUUUGCUCAGCCUUCACACAAAGAAUCCCAAAACAACUCCACAUUGAUAAUAUGGAUGAAAUGCAUGAAAUAGCUUUAAAUAUGUAUGUACAAAUCAGAGAUAAUAAAGUCACUACAUUUAUUGUUUAUGGAGAAUCUCUAGCAAUUACAGCACUGAGAACUAUUAUAUUUCUUCCAGAUCCUACAAAUAAGGAAAACACACCAUUUAUAAAGGUAUGGAUCUUUACAGCCCAGACUGAUUUUGUAUCUAUGGGUUUUCUUAAGGUUUGGAAUGUUCUGCUCUUCCAAGGUUCCCUUUCCUUCACAAUCCACUCACAAAAUCUUCUAGCAUUCCAAGAAUUUCUUCAGCGCGUAAAGCCGCCUUGGACCCAAAGAGAUGGUUUUUUCAAGAAAUUCUGGGAGCAAGCAUUUGACUGUGUAUUUCCAAAUCUCAGUGAGCCAAUGGAGGUCAAUGACAUGUGUACUGGGGAGGAGAGGUUGCAGAGUCUUCCAAGGUCUCUAUUUGAAAUGGCCAUGACUGGUCACAGCUACAGCAUUUACAAUGGUGUCUAUACUGUGGCUCAUGCCUUGCAGAACAUUUACUCAACAAGAUCCAAGCAGAGAGCAAUGAGUAGAAGCAAACAAUUGAAACUUCCAGAUCUGAAGUCUUGGCAGCUCCACCCUGUUCUUCAUGACAUUUCAUUUAACAACUCAGCUGGAGAAAUUGUAUCCUUUACUGACCAAAGAGAAAUGGGAGGUGGAUUUGACAUCAUGAAUACAGUCACAUUCCCAAACAGGUCCUUUCUUCGAGUGAAGGUUGGAUGGGUCGAUUCUGGUGCAGUUGAUGGAAAAGAAUUCAUCAUUCAUGAGGACAAGAUCAUGUGGCACAAUGGUUUUAAUCAGGUGAUGCCUACUUCUGUGUGCAAUGACUACUGCCGCCCUGGGAAUCAGAAGAAAAGGAAGGAAGGGCAGAAAUUUUGCUGCUAUGAUUGUGUUCCAUGUCCAGAAGGGAAGAUUUCAAACCAGAAUGACAUGGAUGACUGCUUCAGAUGCCCAGAAAAUCAGUAUCCAAAUAGGAAGAAAAAUGGAUGCAUCCCCAAAACUAUAAGCUUUCUUUCUUAUGAGGAACCUUUGGGUGUCAGCUUAGCCUGUGUUGCUCUUUCUUUUUCCCUCAUCACAACUUUGGUGCUAGGAACUUUUAUUAAAUACAAAGACACUCCCAUAGUCAAAGCCAACAACAGAGAUCUCACCUAUGCUCUCCUCAUUGCCCUUCUACUCUGCUUCCUCUCAUCUUUUCUGUUCAUUGGACUCCCUGGCAAAGUGACCUGCCUUCUUCGCCAACCAACUUUUGGCAUCGUCUUCUCUGUGGCUGUUUCUUGUGUAUUGGCCAAAACCAUCACGGUAGUUGCAGCUUUCAUGGCCACCAAGCCAGGAUCCAGUAUGAGGAAGUGGGUGGGGAAAAGACUGACCAACUCCAUUGUCCUUUUCUGUUCCCUCAUUCAAGUGAUUACUUGUACUGUGUGGCUGAUUACUUCUUCCCCGUUCCCCCAACUAGACAUGGACUCAGUAGCAGAAGAAACCAUUGUGCAGUGUAAUGAAGGCUCAGUGACCAUGUUUUACUGUGUCCUGGGCUACAUGGGCCUCCUGGCCAUUGCCAGCUUCAUUGUGGCAUUUGCAGCUCGCAAAUUACCUGACAGUUUUAAUGAAGCCAAGUUCAUUACCUUCAGCAUGUUGCUAUUUUGCAGUGUUUGGCUGUCCUUUGUCCCAACCUACCUGAGCACCAAAGGAAAAUCAAUGGUAGUGGUGGAGAUCUUCUCCAUCUUGUCCUCCAGUGCUGGAUUGUUGGGCUGCAUCUUUGCCCCUAAAUGCUUUAUCCUUUUGCUGAAGCCUGAGCUGAACCAUAGGGAGCAAAUAAUGAGAAAGAACUGA